UACCUCGUUUUUAAGUUGAUAAAAUGGCGUAGUCACUAGGUUGAAAAAUACAUUAGAUAAGGCUGAUUUAUCAGUCCUACAAACGUGACUGACUUUGACCCGGGUAAAGGAUAACAUCUACGGGAUGGCAACGAUGGCAAACACUGACAUUCCUCCCGCGUUUGGCACGGAUAUUAGAAAGGAAUUUAUGCUACGUGAAAACUGCGUGUACCUGAACCAUGGUUCAUAUGGAGGUAUACCAAGAUGUGUACAUGAGAAACAAGUCAGAUAUCUAGAAGAACUCGAGAGUCAUCCUGAUAGCUGGUUCCGAUACAAAUCAUUCGAAUAUGUGCGCAGUUCUAAAGCAAAGGUAGCCGAGUUCAUGGGUAUAGAAGCAGACGACACGUUCUUUAUCCAAAAUGUUACUAAAGCAAUUAAUACGGUGAUGAAAACGUUUCCUCUAAAACCUGGAGACGCUUUCUUGAUGAAUUCGUUGACGUACGGAGCUGUUAAAUUGACGGCGCGUUCCACUGUCAAUAGAGUAGAAGGAGCAAAACUAUACCAAGUUGACUUAGAUUUCCCUGAUACCGACGAAAAUUCUGUGGUAGAGAAGUAUGAAGAAUUCCUAGCUACACACCCGGAUGUCAAACUUGCCGCACUAGAUCAUAUUACUAGUCCCACCUCUGUUGUUCUACCAAUCAAGCGUAUCAUAGAGGUGUGUCACAAAUACGGUGUUGUUGUUGUCGUGGACGCCGCUCAUGUCCCUGGUCAACUGCAAGUUGAUAUACAAGACAUUGAUGCCGAUUUCUAUUCCGGAACGAUGCACAAAUGGGCGUUUAGUCCGCGAGCGUGUGCCUUUAUAUGGAUGAACCCAAAACGCCACCAUGCCUGGUUCAGACCCCUUAUUACAUCAAAAUUUGAAAACGAGGCUCUUCAGGACGCUUUUUCAUUUGAAGGCACUAAUGACGACACGCCCUUCAUAUGUUCUGCUGAUGGAAUCGAAUACAUGAAUCGGAUCGAUGGAAUGAACAAAGUUGUACAAUAUAAUUCCAUGCUGGUUAGUAAAGGAGUCGAGUACCUUGUAGAAAAGUGGGGGACCAAACGUCUGUCGAUUCCCAAGCACAUGGAAGCACCAUGCCUACGAAUAAUUUAUCUGCCAUAUAUACCCGGAUUCUCUGACCGUUUGAAGGCAGAUGUAACUGGCGUGCUUAAAAGUAAGAUUAGCGGCGAGCUUCAGAAGUUGAUACUGGAUGAAUUUGAUAUUCAGAUUCAGGUCACAGUAAUAGAAGGUCAGCUGGUUACCAGGGUAGCAGCACAGGUCUACAACACCAUGGAGGAUUUUAUCAAACUUGGGGAAGCAGUGACGACACUAUCUAAACGGAAAAAGAAUCAUUAAAACUUAAGUCAGAAUGUUAAGUUUGAAACAAUACGGUUAAAAUAUAGCGGGAAAAUUGUAUAAGUAAAUUCGUGAUAGCAGUGUCAAAUAUUCUUUAAAAAAUCACCAACUGAUUAAAUAUCUUAGACUUUUUUUUAUGAAUUUCGAUAUUUUAGGUUUAACAUAUGUUUUAGAAGAAUGCCAACUUCAUACCUGACUGCACUAGGAAGGAUGUACUACCAAAUACAUGCCUAUUACUAAACAUUUCUAUGCUAUCACGCACUCGCCUUUAUUCGAACACUUAUCUUCUAAACUUAUCUGACAAACUGUCCGGUUAGCUCAUUACGUAGAGUGUUGGACAGUGAAUAGGGCGACCUGGGUUCGAUGCCCGGACGGUGGCAUUCACUUUUGUUGUGAUUUAUUAUGGAGUAUCUGGAAAAAGUGAUCUCUCAAGAGCAUUAAAAACAACAAAAUUACAUGAAAAAUGCGGACCUCGUUUGAUUGCGUCUGUACAUGAGGGAUAAUGAAAAAGUGCCACAUCCCUCACGCCCCCCCUAGCACCGGCUUGAGCGGUAUUCUCAACAAUAAUAGUGCUGGACUCAAUGAUCCCGAAGGACCAGAAAAAUAUAACAACACUGGAUUGAAGUACGGGCAACUUUUUACGGCUGCCUUUCUAACGUUAAUUCACAUAGUACAUCUGCUCUGUCAUGUGUAGUUAUCAGUUCCUUGCGGAAGUGAAGGCAACUAGUACUGGUAAACUGCUUGAUAGCCUGUCCAGGAAUGAUAUGUCGCUGAUUUGUGCUCUAGUGAAUUCAAAGUGGCUUUCUGCCGUGGUCCAGAGUGUGAACAACUCAGUUUCAGAAACGUUUUAUAUGCAUUGAAUUUAUGUUUCACUUUGUUUGCAAAUUUUUUUCAGCUUCAGGUCCAAAAAUGUGGAACCCCAUUUAUUGAUAAAUCAAAAUCAUACAAUCGUACAAUUAUGCAUAACCAUACAAAUACAAAUCAUACAGUAAAUCAUUAAACAUUAAAACAGGAGACAUAAGAUUUUCACAUUGCAUUUAUAGUAUAAAUUUUGAAUUUGAUGAGAUAUUAUAAAAAGAACGUUAGAAGAAAACAAUGUUUGUAUAUGUACAUAAUUAUUUAGUAUUAUUAAAGUGAAUUAUUAUAGAUCACCUUUUGGCAUACAAUAACACAAGAAUGGUGAUAUGUCCGGAUCUGCACUCUCAGUUCCUAUAAAA
Molecule: messenger RNA, 2592 nt
Organism: Ruditapes philippinarum (Manila clam)
Lineage: Eukaryota; Metazoa; Mollusca; Bivalvia; Venerida; Veneridae
Exons: 10
Coding region: 125-1375 (416 amino acids)
Source: RefSeq, a predicted model, not a curated record